AUGGCCGCUCUCACAAUCAGCCGCUCUCAGGUUUCUCUCUGGUAGAAGGAAGAAGACAAACUCUGAACUAGUGCAGGCGGUUCAGCUAAAAAGAACAGAUACCUAUUUUCUCAGGGGGUGCGUGUGCCUGAGGCUCGUUGGCUGAAGUUUUUCCCGGGUAUCGCGUGAUACUACGGAAUAUCAGGCCGAAACCUUUUUCUUACAGUUAGUAAAAAUGGGUAACGCUGCGACGAAAGUAGAAGCGAAGCCGGAGGAGAAGAAGAAAUUGAAACCUUGCUGCGCCUGUCCUGAAACUAAGAAGGCCAGAGACGCAUGCAUCAUAGAAAAUGGCGAGGAAAAGUGCGGCGACCUCAUAGAAGCGCACAAGGCUUGUAUGCGAUCAAUGGGAUUCAAUAUAUAAACUGUAGGAGGGUUUUAAAUCUCGACGCCAAAGUCACAUCGCAGAGAGUGUACUCUGCAAACGAUCUUAGAAGUCUCAGGUUAUAAGCGUAUUUACAUGUUGAUAUGUAUAUGCUUUGUAAAUAAUUUCGUUGAUAGGUUUUGUAAAGAACAAAGUAUUAUGUUUGCGAAGUGACAGAAGGAUCUACUCCGAACAACUUGGUUUUAUUUCGAAUACGAUCGGGGAACGUGAGGUAGUCCAUUGUGAUGUAACUAUACGUAAGAAAUAAAAAUCGUACUCAUCUUUUCAA
Messenger RNA from Vollenhovia emeryi, 689 nucleotides. It is a transcript of the gene Cox17, whose product is annotated as cytochrome c oxidase copper chaperone. The record is from RefSeq and is a predicted model, not a curated record. Lineage: Eukaryota; Metazoa; Arthropoda; Insecta; Hymenoptera; Formicidae. Gene Ontology annotation, molecular function: copper ion binding; copper chaperone activity. The coding region runs from base 215 to 400 and encodes 61 amino acids. Gene Ontology annotation, cellular component: mitochondrial intermembrane space. The transcript is spliced from 2 exons. Gene Ontology annotation, biological process: mitochondrial respiratory chain complex IV assembly.